Messenger RNA from Branchiostoma floridae (Florida lancelet), 474 nucleotides. Its product is annotated as leucine-rich repeat-containing protein 3-like. The transcript has 2 exons. NCBI's taxonomy places the organism in Eukaryota, Metazoa, Chordata, Leptocardii, Amphioxiformes, Branchiostomatidae. Gene Ontology annotation, cellular component: plasma membrane. Bases 1 to 474 code for a protein of 157 amino acids. The record is from RefSeq and is a predicted model, not a curated record. Gene Ontology annotation, molecular function: protein binding.
AUGGCGUCCGGAAGGUCAAAGACGCUAGAUUGCCUAUACCUGUUACACCUCACCCUAGUAUUAAGCCUGGGUGCUGGCACGGUCAAGAGCGCCGCAACUCGCUGCCCCGAAUUCUGCCACUGUGAGGCUGAUGAGGACGGACAGAUCGUAUCUUGCAUCGGGUAUGAUCUGAAGAACAUCCCGAAAGGACUACCAGUGGACACCGUACAACUGAAUAUACGGAACAACGAUAUAGAAAUCCUAGACUUGAACGAUUUAAAGCCCCUUUUGCGACUGCAAGGGCUGGACGUCUCCGAGAACAAUAUCAAGGCCAUACAAGGAACAUUUGAAGACUUUCCCAAGCUAACACAGGUCCAGCUUUACGACAAUAAGUUGACAACUUUGUCGCCAGACACGUUCGGCAAGGCUGCUACACGGAUGCACUAUGUGUCACUGUUCAACAACCCAUGGAACUGUGACUGUAACUUGGAGUGA